GCGUGCUGCCGGAACGUGGUGACGCGGUCAUCUUCCCCCCCCCCCCCUCCCAAAAAAAAAAUGCCCCCCCCAGGAGGGGGGGGGGGGGCUGAUCAUCGAGCCCGGGGGGGGGGGGGAAGAGCGCCGAGUAAAGGGAGACAUAGAGAUAGGAGAGUGGAGUGGUCUUGUCUUGUCCGGCUCAACGUUAGCACGCGAGCCGAUCCCGGGAAGACGAAGCGCUGGGGGAGGAGAGUAGCGGCGGCGACGGUGACGGGUGUGUGUUGAGAGCGGGAGUGAGUUUAAAACCUCUCUCUCUCUCUCACACACACCCUGCGGCGAGUGUGCGCUGGUGGCAGUCGGAUGUUCGCUGGAAGGGGGUGGGGGAGAGCGAGGUUUACUGAGAGUAAAUCAAGAUGAAUCCACAGCAGCGGAUGGCCGCUAUAGGAACGGACAAGGAAUUGAGCGAUCUGCUGGAUUUUAGUGCGAUGUUCUCUCCUCCCGUUAAUAGUGGAAAAAAUGGACCAACUACACUGGCAAGCAGUCAAUUUGGUGGUUCAGUCGUGGAAGAACGGGCAGGUACAACUUGGGGAUCAGCUGAUCAAGCAAGUCCAUCAUAUGAAUCAUCAAGGGACGACCAGAACUGGACACAGUACUCCAGAAGAGGCCUCACCAGCAUCUUGUACAACCUCAACAUAACAUCCCAACUCCUAUACUCCAACGUCUGAGCAAUAAAGAAUCCUUGUUGGUCUUUUUAGAUCAUGGAAGAUCUGAAGAACGAAUAUAUCAACAAUAAAUUGGUGGAAACAAAACCCAAAUACUGCAGAUGUUUGAAGCCUGAAAUAAAAGCUGAAAAUGCUGCAAAGACUUCAGGUGAGGCAACAUCUAUGGAGACAUAAACAGAGUUAAUAUUUCAGAUCGAUUACCUUCUGGCAGAACUCCACCUUUCAUCUGACAAAAGGGCACCGACCUGAAACACUUCUGUUUCUCUCUGUCUCCCUCUCUCUUUCUCUCUCCAUGGAUGUUACCUGAUCGGAAUAUUUUGUGCAUUCUCUGUUUUUAUUUCAUAAGUUAGUGCAGUCUUCUAACCCCAACCUGAAAGGCAUGUAUGGGACCUUGGUUUAAUCUUUCAUCUGGAAGACAACACUUUUGAAUUCAGUAUUCAUUUUAAGUACUAGUCUAAAUUAUGUGCUCAAGUCCCUUGGGUGAAGAUUAAAUCUACAACCUUCUGACUCGAAUAAUAGAAUGCUACCGCUGAACCAAGGGUGACACCUGUAUGACAAGAAUGAAGACUUGAAAUUUCUAAAGUCCUAUGAAGAGAUAAAAAGACAGAACAAUUCACAAAAGUAAUUUUUAUGCUUCGAAUAAAUAUACUGAUGAGCUGUAACAGUUUCCUUAAAUCUAAAUGUGGGGGAUGUGCUUAAUUUAUUGCCCUCACUGCUUGGGCUUAAUUCUUCAGUGUACAGUUUUACAUUUAAAUCUUCAAGAUUUUACUGUGUCUGAAAAGGGAUGAAAUAAAAUUCCAGAUUUGUUACAUGGCCAA
Molecule: messenger RNA, 1519 nt
Organism: Rhincodon typus (whale shark)
Lineage: Eukaryota; Metazoa; Chordata; Chondrichthyes; Orectolobiformes; Rhincodontidae
Product: transcription factor 12-like
Exons: 6
Coding region: 393-704 (103 amino acids)
Biological process (GO): regulation of transcription by RNA polymerase II
Cellular component (GO): transcription regulator complex
Molecular function (GO): RNA polymerase II cis-regulatory region sequence-specific DNA binding; DNA-binding transcription factor activity, RNA polymerase II-specific
Source: RefSeq, a predicted model, not a curated record